AUGGAGUGUUUUAUCAGGAGCUGUCGGGCUGUGCUUAAGGGUACCGCAGAAGAGAGUCCUGGGGUUCACGUUGUCCUGGGGAAUGAGGCCUGUGAUCUGGACUCCAUGGUGUCUGCCCUCACCUUUGCCUACUUCCUGUCAAAGACAUCAGGCUCUGAGAGGACUCCAGUCCCAGUUAUGAACAUCCCAAGGGCUGAAUUCCCUUUGCGCACAGACAGUGCCUUCCUUUUGCGAGAGAGUGGUCUUCCCCAAGAUGUCCUGGUGUUCCGUGAUGAGGUCAACCUACUUGGGCUUCAACAUGCUGGAAAGCUGGCCCUCACACUAGUGGAUCAUAAUGUGCUGCCCAGUGCUGAUAGUGAGCUAGAGAGGUCAGUGGUGGAGGUGAUCGACCAUCACCUGCUGGAAAGGGUGCCUUCUCCCUCCUGCUCAGUGACCGUGGAGACUGUGGGAUCAUGUGCUACCUUGGUGACUGAGCGCAUUGUACAGAAGAGCCCUGAAGUGCUAGACCGACAGGUGGCACAGCUCUUAUAUGGCACCAUUGUAUUGGACUGUGUGAACAUGGCACCGGAGGCAGGGAGGGUCACACCUAAGGACAGCAAGUACGCAGUCUUGCUAGAACAGCGCUUUCCAGAUCUGCCACCAAGGAGUGCCCUUUUCCAGUCUCUACAGAGUGCCAAGUUUGAUAUGUCAGGUCUCACUACAGAACAGAUGCUACUGAAAGACUUGAAGGUGGUGUCAGGGGCGGAUUUGAAGUUGGCAGUCAGUGUUAUAUACAUGACACUUGAGGCCUUUCUCCAGCGGCAGUGCUUACAGCAGGAGCUCUGUGAGUUUUGUCACAAACACCAUUACAGCCUAGUGGUCAUCAUGACAAUCUCCUUCAAAGAUAAAAAAGAAGCAUUCCGCCAAAUGGCCGUCUACAGCUCUAGCACCCUCUACAGGGAGGAGUUGAGUCAAGCCUUGGAAAAUGCCCACAACCCCUGCUUGAACCUGUCUCCAAUGAGCAGCCCAUAUGACAAAAUCAAGGCCUACCUUCAGGGAAACACGCUGGCCUCCCGUAAGAAAGUUAUUCCCAUCAUCAAGGAUUUCCUGAAAGAUCGGGAGAGGAGGGCAGUGCAUUGUGGUAACCUGGAGGACCUGUUAGUGCUGGAGGACCAGUUCAAUCCAUCCUGUGCAGGGGGUCCUGGGAUGGAGGAAGACUCCAAUGUUCCUCCUACUCCAAUGAACAGCCUAGUGGAGGGCUGCCCUCUAGACAGUGGCCUGCCCAGGGUCAGCGCAGAGGCUGUCCUGGAGAGGUUCAGAGAAGUAUCUGACAAGGAUAUGACAGAAAACAAGGUGCCAGGGGGGAAAUGAUGGGGUGGUAACCUCUCACACUCUUUACUACCCCCAUUGCAUCUCCUACCAAAACUCCAAAUGUCCCCUAUAUCUGUUGGAGUUAAGAGCAUUUAAAUAGGGCUGUUCUACAAGCUGAUUUCAAAGGGCCAGUAUUCCAAAAUAGAUUAUUAUAGUAUAAAAAAAAAUGGAGUGUAAGUUCAGGCAAUAAUUUUGGUUCCAGGCCCAUGAAUUGCAUUCGUCCUGAAGGUAUUUCUUUCCCUUGUUAACAUUCAGUCUGUUGUUACCACAGGGACUUUGACUUCGAAAUAUUUACUGAGGGCAAGAGGGUGACUGCCACAACUUGGAACUAGCAUGGCUACCAGCAGCCAUCAUCUGUGUUGUAGUAAUGCAGAAGCCUGCAAGGGAUAGGAAAGGGAUACAGUGCAGCAUCACAACUCAAAGCUACCAUGUGAGGCUUUCCCAUAAACUGAAGAUGCCACAGAACCAUGUCUGAGGACUUGGUGACAGGCUUUGGGAGAAAUCUUUCCACAAUGUAGUUUUGGGAUAGUGAUGGCAGUUCCCCCCUUGUUACUCCCUCACACUAAAACAGCCCAGUCUCCGAUAAAACAGCAGAAACCCCAAUAUGAGUCCAGUUGCAGAGUAGUUAGAUUCACAAGCUGUAGUGCAAACACUUAGAACUCACAUGUGUACGGCAAUAAAACUUUCUGUCCAUAUCACAAACAGUCCGUGCUGCCACAUGUUGAGCCACUCUACAAUGCAGUAGCUGACUGAUGUGAAGCUCAACUCACUUACUUUCCGUUUGUUCACAGCUUUACAAGUAGGAAGACUUCAUGGCAUCAGUAACUGUAUGACUAAUAGUGAUCUUAAUAUCUGAUAAUAUGUAUUUCAGAACUUAGUGUAGUCACUAGGAGCUGUCAGUGGUACAUUAGAUGUAUGUGUAGGUGCCUUUAGGAGUUUAGUGGAUGUUGAGAGAUGAAUAAUGGAUAGAGCCCCCAGCAGGAGGCUUGAAAUCUCAGCAGGAUUUGUAAGACCCUGUUCUGUUCAUCACAGUUUACUAACAUUUAAUCUGUAAU
Messenger RNA from Megalops cyprinoides (Indo-Pacific tarpon), 2405 nucleotides. It is a transcript of the gene prune1, whose product is annotated as prune exopolyphosphatase. Lineage: Eukaryota; Metazoa; Chordata; Actinopteri; Elopiformes; Megalopidae. The coding region runs from base 1 to 1350 and encodes 449 amino acids. The record is from RefSeq and is a predicted model, not a curated record. Gene Ontology annotation, molecular function: exopolyphosphatase activity. Gene Ontology annotation, cellular component: cytoplasm. The transcript is spliced from 9 exons.